CACUACUCUAUAUAUUCAAAACCACUUCGCAAUAAAAACCCCUCCAUUUUCCACCUUGCCCUGCAGAGACAUACUUUCCCUUUUUCUUCAAAUGGCUCCCAAGGGAGAUAACGUUGUUGUUCCUAACAUGAAGCUCGAGAAUCUUCUCAGCAUGAAAGGAGGCAAAGGAGCAUCUAGCUAUGCCAACAAUUCCCAAGCCCAGGCAAGACACGCUCGAUCCAUGUUUCAUCUUCUUAAAGAAACCCUAGACGGCGUCCAACUAAGCUCCCCUGAGGAACCCUUUGUGGUUGUGGACCUCGGAUGCUCCAGUGGCACCAACACCAUCUUCAUGGUAGAUGCCAUUAUCAAACACAUGACCAAGCGCUACGAGGUUUCUGGUCACGAGCAGCCGGAGUUCUCAGCCUUCUUCUCCGACCUCCCCAGCAAUGACUUCAACACCCUUUUCCAGCUCCUCCCUCCUUUGACCAACAUCGACGGUGGAAGUAUGGAGGAGUGUCUUGCUGCUGAUAACCAUCGCUCUUACUUCGCUGCCGGAGUUCCAGGUUCCUUUUACCGGAGACUUUUUCCGGCUAGGUCCAUCAACCUCUUCCACUCUGCCUUUUCCUUGCAUUGGCUCUCCCAGGUGCCAGAGAGUGUGCUAGACAAAACAUCAGCAGCAUAUAACGAGGGAAGGGUAUUUAUCCAUGGUGCCAAUGAGAAAACAACAAAUGCGUACAAGAAACAAUUCAAAUCAGACUUAUCAAGCUUUCUCAGAUCAAGAUCCAAGGAGAUGAAGAAAGGCGGGUCCAUGUUUCUUGUCUGCUUAGGGAGGACCUCACAGGACCCCACAGACCAAGGUGGGGCAGGUCUCCUUUUUGGGACCCAUUUUCAGGAUGCUUGGGAUGAUCUUGUCCAAGAGGGCUUCAUAAGCAGAGAAAAACGUGACAGUUUCAAUAUUCCAGUGUAUGCUUCAAGUUUACAAGAUUUUAGACAAGUAAUAGAAGCAGAAGGUUCAUUUGGGAUAAAUAAGCUUGAGCUUUUCAAAGGAGGAAGCCCACUGGUAGUGAACCAGCCUGAUGAUGCAGCAGAGGUGGGUCGAGCUCUAGCCAAUAGCUGCAGAAGUGUUGCUGGGGUCCUAGUUGAUGCCCACAUUGGGGACCAGCUGAGUGAGGAACUCUUUUUAAGAGUGGAACGCAGAGCAGCAAACCAUGCCAAAGAGACACUUGAGCAACUCCAAUUCUUCCACAUAGUUGCUUCUUUGUCUUUUACUUAAGAGAUUACCUAGAGUACAAAACAAAACAAAAGGGAUUCAAAUAAAGAUGCUGAAAAAAUCUGCCUCUUUACUUGAUCUCUUUUACCCCUCCUUUUCUUUUCCUCUUUUUUGUGUGUUAUUUCCACUACAUAGAAAAAAGAAAGAAAAAGAAGAAUCCAACAUACAAAGAGAGCGGAAAAAAAAAAAAAAAAAAGAUGGGCUAGCUUUUUACUCCUCUGUCUCUUCUCCUUUUUUCCUCUUCUUUUUGUGUGUGUUUCUGAACGUGUUGUUACUGACUGUGUACUUACCUUUAGUAUCGAUGGGCUUUGUGACUUUGUGUUCCCUUGAAUGCAAGCUAAAUAAAUAAAGCUAGUAAAAAUCCCAGUUCAUUUUUGCUUC
Messenger RNA from Ziziphus jujuba (common jujube), 1630 nucleotides. Its product is annotated as indole-3-acetate O-methyltransferase 1. Gene Ontology annotation, molecular function: S-adenosylmethionine-dependent methyltransferase activity. The record is from RefSeq and is a predicted model, not a curated record. The transcript is spliced from 4 exons. Bases 92 to 1252 code for a protein of 386 amino acids. Gene Ontology annotation, biological process: methylation. NCBI's taxonomy places the organism in Eukaryota, Viridiplantae, Streptophyta, Magnoliopsida, Rosales, Rhamnaceae.